AUGGAGACGUUGGCCGAAGUGGUCAACGGAGAGGCCUCGGCGGUGGGGGUGAUGAUCGAGGCCGCUGAGAGUAUUAUUAACAUCGACGCGAUCGCGGCGGUUGAGGGCGUCGAUUUGCUCAUGGUCGGCUGCAUAGACCUGUCGACUGACAUGGGUAUACCGGGCCAGGUCGAUGCUCCUGAGUUCCGGGCGGCGCUGGAGGCUGUCAGCGCGGCGUGCCGAAGCCAUAAUAAGAUCUUCGGGCUGGCCGGUAACUACAACGACCGGAAGUUCCAGGACUGGGUCAUCAACACAUUGGGGGUGCGCUUGAUAUUGUGUAACGUGGACUCGAAUCUCAUUUCAACCGGGGCGAUAGAGAGUAUAGCGAGGAUAGCCAGCAUCGAUAAAACCGUUCUGCCCAACUAA
Phialemonium atrogriseum is the source of this 405-nucleotide messenger RNA. RefSeq names its product Pyruvate/Phosphoenolpyruvate kinase-like domain-containing protein. NCBI's taxonomy places the organism in Eukaryota, Fungi, Ascomycota, Sordariomycetes, Cephalothecales, Cephalothecaceae. Gene Ontology annotation, cellular component: cytoplasm. Gene Ontology annotation, molecular function: aldehyde-lyase activity. Bases 1 to 405 code for a protein of 134 amino acids. The transcript has a single exon. The record is from RefSeq and is a predicted model, not a curated record.